Penicillium waksmanii is the source of this 531-nucleotide messenger RNA. RefSeq lists its product as uncharacterized. NCBI's taxonomy places the organism in Eukaryota, Fungi, Ascomycota, Eurotiomycetes, Eurotiales, Aspergillaceae. Bases 1 to 531 code for a protein of 176 amino acids. The record is from RefSeq and is a predicted model, not a curated record. The transcript has 2 exons.
AUGCUGGCCAACGCUGCUGUCCCCGCCACCUGCUCAUCCACCUCCGCAAAAUAUAGCCUCGUGUCUGUGCGCCGUGUCGCAAUUUCCGCCAGUGCCCCCAACAGCUCGCGCGAUCGCCCGUUUGAUGAAAAUCCCGCAAUUGACGCCUCCACGAAUCUCUCCCGCUCGUGGGGCUCCACACGCCGCACCAGAACCUUGGUCGGGUCGGGUCGGCGUGCAUCGAGACCCCCCUUGAUGUCGAGGAGAGGGAGACCGAGAGGGCUGGCCUACUGCACACCACCCCCUUACAUCCUCCUCAUCGAUUCUUCUUGCAUUCCCACAUCCUACCGCCCGGUUGAGCUUGCCCUGGAAAAUGGCUCGUGUUCGGAUCGCGAUUCCACCCGACGGCAGCGGCUGGAUGGCUACAUCCUCGUCGGGGUAGAGCUCUUGGCACACUUCCGCUUGGCGGCGAAUGUGAAGCAUCUCGGCGUGCUCACAGCAUUUGGUAGUGUCUAUAUCCAUCGGUUCCUCGGACACGGAAAUGGCGGGUGA